AUGCAUUUUUCUACUGUGGUUAGGGGGACUGCCAUUCUGGCUGCGCUGUCCGGUACAGCUGCAGGGAUUGUGACAUCGCAGUUCAAGCGCGAUCUGAAGCUUUCCGCUGAGCUGGGGAUCCAUCCGGAUAUCCUGCUCGGUCAAAAGACUUCGGUGCAUGAUGUUACAAAUUCCCAGCUUGAUGUGACCAUUAAGGCAGAAUAUGCUUCGCUCCCGAUUGACCACAGCAACUCUUCACUUGGUCACUACUGGAACCGCUAUUGGGUAUCCGAAGAGCAUUACAAGGAGGGAGGACCGGUCUUCGUGUAUGAUGUUGGCGAGUCGACCGCCGAGGCUUCAGCUCAAACCUCUCUGAGCAACUCCACCUCGUUCUUUUAUCAGUUGGUCAAAGAUUUCGGUGGAAUUGGUAUCGUUUGGGAGCACCGGUACUAUGGGGAUUCUCUUCCCUACAACGUCAGCCGGAACGUGGAGCCUGAGCAUCUCCAGUACCUUAACAAUAAACAGGCUCUGGCAGACAUACCGUCCUUUGCGGCCAAAUUCACUCGCAGAGAUCACAGUGAUGUGGACCUGACCCCAGACGGAACACCAUGGGUCAUGGUCGGAGGCUCGUACUCUGGCAUGCGAGCGGCGUUCACCCGUCAUGAGUAUCCUGAUACAAUUUACGCUUCCUUCGCUUCCUCCGCCCCCGUCGAAGCACGAAUCGACAUGAGUGUCUAUUUCGACCAGGUGUAUGAUGGCAUGGUUACAUAUGGACACUUGAACUGCACCAGGGAUAUCAAGGCUGCUCUGGAGUACAUCGACGAGCAACUCUCGAAGAGCGAAUCGUCCGCAGCGGCCAUCAAGCGGAAAUUCUUCGGCGAAGGCGCUGAGGAAAACAGCAACGGCGAUUUCACCGCCGCGCUCGCAUCAGUUUACAACUUUUUCCAAUCUUAUGGCAUGGGAGGUGGUGUGGGCAGUCUGGAGUCAUUCUGCGAGCACAUGGAGACAGACCCGAAGACUAGCGCAGCGGCCCCUGCACAAGGAUUCGCCCCAACCCGGGGGAAGAAGUACGCCGCGGAGCGAUACGCAUCAUGGCCGGCUUUCACGCAGCUAGUCAAUAUGUAUAUGGAGACCAACUGCAAGAAGCUUGAAACCAGCGCACCGCUUGAGUGUGAUCUGUCGCCGCCGUCCAUCGACCCGGACACCAUCAGCUGGACAUGGCAGUACUGCACCGAAUGGGGCUAUUUCCAGACUAACAACUUCGGACCUCACUCGCUUCUGUCAAAAUACCAGACACUCGAAUAUGCGCAGGAAGUCUGCAACAGAUUCUUCCCGGAGGCUAUCGAGAAGGGUCUGUUCCCCAAACACCCGCAGACCGAGGCGACCAAUGCGGAGACCGGCGGGUGGACUAUUCGUCCGUCCAAUGUUUACUGGAGCGGCGGCCAGUUUGAUCCGUGGCGUACUUUGUCUCCCCUCGCGGCGGGCACACGGUUAGCCCCACAGGGUGUGUCUCUCACGACAGAGAUCCCCAAUUGCAAUGUGGAGACCGACGAAAACACGAUCUUCGGCUACAUCAUGCAGAAUGCGGAGCAUUGCUUUGAUUUCCGCACGAGCUUUGUACCUGGGGCGAUUUCCCGGGGAUACUUCCAAACGGCUCUGAAAGAAUGGCUUGGAUGUUUCAAAGCCAAGACUCGUUAA
Messenger RNA from Penicillium egyptiacum, 1677 nucleotides. The record is from the annotation of a GenBank genome assembly. Lineage: Eukaryota; Fungi; Ascomycota; Eurotiomycetes; Eurotiales; Aspergillaceae.